AUGCUGGCGGGCCGGAGCGCAUCCAGAGCCCAUGCGCUGAGGGCGGCGUCCCACCCGCCGCCACCCCAGGCUUCGGGCUUCGGCCCGCCCGCCCCCUCCUUCGCCCCCGACAGCCCCUCUGAGGACGCCUCCACCGCCGAGGCCUUUGCCCUGGCGCGGACGCUGGCACGGGUGGCCGAGGAGGGAAAGGGCGGCAACACCCGCGCCCUGCACGUGGCACCCCUGGUCUACUGGACCCGGGUCAUGGUACUCAGCACGGUGACCAACCGCCCCCAGCUGCGCGCCAUGCUGGCACGCAUGGAGGCGGAGGCCCUGGGCAGGCACGGCGCGACCCCGGCGCCGGGGCCUGGUCCGGGGCGCUCCACCUGGGAGCUGCUGGACUUUGGGGACGUGGUGGUGCACCUGCAGACCGCCGAUCAGCGCGCCUUCUACGACCUGGAGGGCUUGUAUGCCGAUGCGGAGGACAUUGAGCUCGACGCGGUGGCAGCCCAGGACCAGGCGGCGGGGGCGAGCUACCAGGUGCGCCUGUGA
Molecule: messenger RNA, 531 nt
Organism: Auxenochlorella protothecoides
Lineage: Eukaryota; Viridiplantae; Chlorophyta; Trebouxiophyceae; Chlorellales; Chlorellaceae
Product: Protein Iojap, chloroplast
Exons: 3
Coding region: 1-531 (176 amino acids)
Biological process (GO): negative regulation of translation; negative regulation of ribosome biogenesis
Molecular function (GO): ribosomal large subunit binding
Source: RefSeq, a predicted model, not a curated record